AUGGGGGGCCUCGUCAUAAAACGUGCAUAUCUGUUGGCGAAAGGGAAAUGGGAGUUCGAGUACCUGGCUACUCGAAUUCAAGCCAUGUUCUUCCUAGCUACACCCCAUCGAGGAGCAGAUCUGGCUUCAACUUUGUUGAAACUUCUCAGUUUGGGCGGUGGGCCCAGACCGUUCAUUACCGAUCUCCAACGCAAUUCUAGCGCCAUCCAGUCCAUCAAUGACGAAUUUCCCCAUCAUUGCCACGACAUGCAGCUCUGCUCUUUCUACGAGACACUUCCUACUAGCUUUGGCGUCAAGAAAAGUCUUGUGGUGGAUAAAGACCUAGCGAUACUGGGAUAUGCAAAUGAACGGAGAGAGUAUAUACACGCAAAUCAUCGCGGUAUUUGUAAGUAUGCCUCCCAGGAUGAUACAAACUAUCGGACGGUUCGAAAUGCGCUGGCCUCGGGUUUGGACAUCCUACGAAACCGUCUGGCAUCCUCAUCGCGAGACAUCAUCAGUGACCGGCAGCGGUUACUUGAAACGCUCUUAGGCGUAUCUGACGGCCCGGAGGACGAUUUAAUGAACGCUGACAGCUUGAGAAUGAGUGGCUCCUGUGAGUGGCUGGUUGACAAGUCAAAUUUUCAGGAAUGGCUUCACGGUGACAAUUCGCCAAUUUACGUUAUCGUUGCAAAGCCGGCCACUGGCAAGACGAUUCUGUGUGGGAAGGUCAUUACGCACCUCAGAAAGCUGCAAAAGAAGUCCAGCUUCUACUUCUUCAAAUACGGCAACCAAGAGAAAUCUAACAUCACCACCUUUCUAUUGUCCAUGGCCCGGCAAAUGGCUCUUUCGGAUGAGAAUGUCCUUGCGACCUGCCUCAAAAUUUGCGAAAAGGACGACCAACUGAGAAAAGCCGACUACCGUACCAUAUGGCGAAAAUUGUUUUUGGACGGCAUUCUCAAAGUCACGUUCGAACAUAUUCAUUAUUGGGUGAUUGAUGCUCUGGACGAAUGCAAAAGCGAAGCGGAAGUUGUCCCCUUACUCAUGAAGGUGGCUGAAGUAUGCUCCGUACGCGUAUUUUUGACUUCCCGGAACUCAUUUGAGCCCCGUCAGAGACUGGGUCUUUCAAGUGUCCGGGUACUCUCCGAGCCUAUCCUCGAAGAGGAUACCAAAUCCGAUAUCGCAUUGUAUCUGGACGCAAAUGUAGACCAGAUCCCCUCGGCUGAUGACAGAGGCCCGCAACAUAUAGUUCGCCAGAUUGUGGAUAAGUCGAGGGGUUGUUUCUUAUGGGUUACCCUAGUCUUCCAGGAACUGAAAUAUGUUCAUACGUCUGCAGACGUGGAGAGAAUUCUGGACGAAGUUCCUACUGACAUGAACGAAUUGUUUGCUCGAAUAUUGCACAAUAUGUCGAAAGCAUUGUACGGGAAAGCCCUGGCACAGGCCAUACUUACCUGGACGGUAUGCUCUACUCGGCCCUUGAAAAUAGUUGAGCUCUCUGAGGCGCUUCGCUACGCUUGUGACUUCUUUUUCGAACAUAUCAUGCACCUAUCGUGGACAGACAAAGAUGUUUUAUUCGCGCUGGCAAAAUUCUUCAACUCGUCAAAUGUUCUCUCCUGGGUGGAGUAUAUUGCAAAAUACUCCGACCUACAUCGGUUGAUUCAAACAAGCAAGGCUCUCCGCAUAUUCCUUCAAGGAAGCUCUUCUCAGACAUUGCCGCUUGCAAAGGAACUAGUUAUGCUAAACUCCUGGGCUACCGAUCUAAUACGACUGGUGAUGAAGUUCGGUACCAAUCUCAAAGAUUACCCUCACGCAAUCUUCCAUCUCAUUCCCCCCUUUUGCCCGCCUGCGACUGCCCCUUGGAAGCAAUUUGCAUCAACAGCUCGUAGUAUCAAUGUACGUGGAUUGCGUGCCGAGACUUGGGACGACUGCUUAUCGACAAUUGUUAAUACAUACGAGCAAUACUCGAGCCUCGCAUCCUCCACAAUCCAAUUUGCCAUUGGAUCUUUCGGUGGUACCAUUUCUUUAUUUAAACAAUCCACUUUUGAGCAGACUGGCUCCCUUCAACACGGAGAGCCUGUGGGCCCCUUGAAAUUUGGUAAUACUGAGAACAUACUUGUUUCUGCUGGCUCAAAAAGCAUCCGUAUAUGGGAUCUGGCCUCAAAAGUACAGCUAUGGAGAUUCGACGUACCUCAACAGUGUAUGGCACUCACGCUUACCCAUCGCGACCUGUUUCUACUCGGAGCUACGAAAGACCAUCGUUUAAAGAUCUGGGAUUUAAACAACGGAGAUUUGAAGGCGAACGUGGAUUGGACCAGAGGUCUAGAAGAGAUGAGAACCCAACUCUAUCGUCGGCCAGUUACAGCAGCAUUCAGCAUUGACGCAGAUCUGUUGGCUAUCAUAUACAAAGGCCACGACAUCUUGCUUUGGGAUCUUGAGAGCGAUUCUCUGUACGAUAUCUACAGCAGAGAGUCGAGCGCAGUUAGUGGCUCCAGAAGGCCAUAUGGCUCGGCCGGAGUCAGAUGUCUUGUUUUUGGCAAUGGGGCCAACGCCAAUGUACUUAUUUCGGCGUAUGGAGACGGGGAGUUGGUACUGUUUCAUACCUCCACGGGCGAGAUCAAAAACAGGGUCGUUGCCUUCGCAAAUUCCCUUUCCUGCUCGCCAGAUGGCUCCACCUUGGCUACUGCCGAUCCAUCUGGAACCAUCCAAUUGUUCAACCUCGAGACAAUGCAUCUGAUAUAUCGUAUCAAUUCGGUUGAGCCCGGUAUACAGGGCCUUGCUUUCAGUGGAGAUAGUCUACAUUUGAUUGACAUUAGAGGAUCACGAUGCCGUGUUUGGGGCCCCACGGUCCUUGUAGGGCAGAGCGAGGAUGAAGAAGCAAGCGAUAUCGCAAUCGUCUCAAACACACUGCAAGAAACCAGCCUGGUGCCUUCUGAAGAUGUUGUUUUGAUCACAUCGCUAGCAUGUCACGAGAGUGGUGAAGUUUUCUUUUGUGGCAAAGAGGACGGAUCGGUCUAUGUCCAUAAUAUUGAAUCUGGUCUUCCAUCUCGGCAACUUUUCAGCCACGCCCAUGGAGUCCCAAUUGUUUAUCUUUUUUUCGAGGAAAAGAGUCACACUCUGAGUAGCAUCGACUCAUCUAGUCGAAUAAAGAUUCAUAGAUUGACUCGUCAACUUCAGUCUAUGGUGGCGAUUGAGAUCUUAUUCGACCACCGAGCCGACAUGUCAGUGGGCCAAUUGGUAUGCGAAAUAGGGUUAAAUCGAAUUCUUAUUUCCUCUGAAAAAUCAGACAUGCUUUGGUCAAUCUCACUAGAUGAGAGUGUCUUGCUAGCCACCAUUUCUUAUGAGGACCGUGGAUCAUACCGAUGGGCGAACCACCCCUCAAACCCAGGCCACCUUAUCCUCAUAACCCACCACGAGGUGCAUAUCUUCGACUGGUUAGCAUUAAGACGACUUACCGGGCCUGCAGGAAUACGACUGGAAGGCAGUAUACCAUCAGAUCUCUCGAUCUACUCAAUCAUUCCCUGCUUCAAUGGAACAAUCGUGGCGACUAUGUUCAGCGAGGCGCGUUGGCCUCCUGGAAAAUCCAAACUUGUGCUUUGGAACGCCUCCGACUUUACUCUAGUUUCGAAGGCUGUGACCCCCUCCUCAGGGUACAGCGGUCUGAAUGACAAUGUUGAGGUCCUCAUUGGCACUACUGGCACCGACCCGGGGCAGACAGAGCGCUUGGUUUUCCUCGAUGGUAGGAAUUGGGUGUGCAGCGCAGAUCCGAAGGCCGAAAAUGGAAAUCAUUUGGCGCGACAUUUCUUCUUUCCUAGCGACUGGCUUAGUAGGAAUCUCGACUUAAUCUUUGCGGUGACAAAAAGGGGGGACAUAAUCCUAGUGAAGAGGGACGAGGUUGUGAUCGUAAAAAGAGGGCUGCUCACAAGCCAUGCGGCGGGUAUAUAG
This is a messenger RNA of Penicillium expansum, 3918 nucleotides long. RefSeq names its product WD40 repeat domain-containing protein. The transcript is spliced from 2 exons. Gene Ontology annotation, molecular function: protein binding. The coding region runs from base 1 to 3918 and encodes 1305 amino acids. Lineage: Eukaryota; Fungi; Ascomycota; Eurotiomycetes; Eurotiales; Aspergillaceae. The record is from RefSeq and is a predicted model, not a curated record.